UGCUGAGGGCUGGAUAAUGCGCACGAUAUUGGUGGGAAUCGCACAGAGCUAUCCGUGGCCUUUGACAUGAAUGCCGAGUGUGAGCCCAUGCCGGAUAUAGAAGCCGGUCCUCCCAUUAUCUUAGAUAUACAAUCGAAUGAUUUGCAGGAGCUCACCGCCGAAGAGCAGACGGUCAUCACCAAUUGCCGCCGUCCGCGCACCACUCUGGACCAGACGACUGGCCCAAAGGAUGCUGUGACUGUUAGCAACCCGAAGAAAACCAAAACCGCUGCCGCUGCCGCUGCCGCCAAGCCACGCAUGAAGGAGUUGCACUAUGGAAAAGGCAAAGAGGAGCUCUUCCAGCCUCUUGAUGCCAACAUAAAGCAGCAAAAGGUCAACUAUCAAAAGAAAUGCGAUGCCCGAAAGCUGAUGCCCACGAAAUCCAACAAUGAAGCGGAUUACCAAGUUAGCCAGCGAUUUGGUAAAGCCGAUCUGGUUGAGAGUCUGGGCAAUGAUGUGGAUAUGGAUAGGGGCUUACACCACGGUGAUGCCGAUAGAGAGCUCUUUGACAAUGAAAAUUUCACCACAGAUGAUUCUGUCAUGAACCGAAUGUCGGCAGCGGACAUUGAAGAUCCCAUGGACAUGAUGAAUAAGGAUUCAUGUGGGGAUAUGCCCAAUCAAAGCCAAAGCAUGCAUGAGGGUGAGGAUACAAUCAUGGAGAUAUCCACCGAAUUUAAGGGUGCACCAAGGCAGGUCAGCAAAGUGAUUGGGCCAUUUGCGAAGCGUGCCAAGGUGAUCGACAUGAAGAAUCUCAAGAAUAGCUGCCAUUAUUUGAUCCAGAAACAAUUCCUCAGUUCUGUCAAUGAGGCAUCGAUACCCUCCCUCCCACUGUCAAAGGAAGAAAGCUACGCCAAGGGUACCGCCAGCUUCCAGGAGGUUUACCGAUCGUUGCCUGAUGUGUUGAGUGACGAAACGAAAGAUUCUCUGUGCCCAUCGGUGGCCCUCAAUGCGGUUCUCCAUUUGGCCAACGAUAUGAAACUGCGACUCAUUCCACAAGAGAAUCUAGAGGAUUUUCAAAUCCGGCAAGUUCUGGAUGACGAAGUUUAAUGACGAGCUUUAAAAAAAACUGAAUUCUGAUACAAUGCUAGAAGUAAUCAAUCUUCACACAAUUUUAAAUACAUUUUCAUGCAACAACACAUACAAAAAACUAAACGAAACGAAUCAGGGCUCUUCUCCAAUGUGUUCUCGGAUGAAUUUUUAAUUCUAUCUCUCAAGUCCUAAGAUUUGCAACAUAUAAACAAUAAAUUAAUAUUUUUGAGAGCA
This is a messenger RNA of Drosophila miranda, 1302 nucleotides long. RefSeq lists its product as uncharacterized. The record is from RefSeq and is a predicted model, not a curated record. Gene Ontology annotation, biological process: mitotic chromosome condensation. Gene Ontology annotation, cellular component: condensin complex. Bases 67 to 1086 code for a protein of 339 amino acids. The transcript is spliced from 2 exons. Lineage: Eukaryota; Metazoa; Arthropoda; Insecta; Diptera; Drosophilidae. Gene Ontology annotation, molecular function: chromatin binding.